Molecule: messenger RNA, 4596 nt
Organism: Metarhizium acridum CQMa 102
Lineage: Eukaryota; Fungi; Ascomycota; Sordariomycetes; Hypocreales; Clavicipitaceae
Source: RefSeq, a predicted model, not a curated record
AUGGCUCGCACUCGAGCGCAGUUGGCCGCCCAGAGAGGUCGCGCAUUAUCCCCUCCCAAAAGCCAAGGAAAGCGACCUCAGGGUAUUCAAAAGGGCAGAUACUCUCGUCAAGUCGCAACGUUACGACAGCUGACCCCAAAGCGAAUUGACGUAGACACAACAAUCAGCCGAGUUAAAAAGCGACCUCUCGACGAUCUCGAACAAGUACCAGACUCCAGUCACAAACGCCUGCGACGAUGUUCCAGACUCUCUCGCGUGAAAGAAAUACUUGGCGGAUCCGCAGACAGUCAUAGUGAAGCGGGCAAGCCAAUCGAUCCGAUCGAAUAUUGGACAACUGAAGGCCACUGGCCAACGGAGUACUUUGAACUUGAAAUGGAGCAUUUAUUAGCACGGAAGAAGUCUGUGUCGUCGCUUAGCCGCAAACGCUCAAACUCCGGUACAUCCACAACACCAAGUGAUCAAAAACCGAGAGAGGAGAAGAGUGCACCGUAUAGGGACCCUCGUUACGAGCUAUUGCUCCAGACGAAGCACUCAUAUAUGGAUGCUUCUAAUCUAGGCAUCACUGAUUCAAGCAAACGCCUGGUUCAGAGCCUCCUUGAUAGCGAUCAAUCAGUUCCUCAACACACAAUCUUUAGUGACAGUGUCUUUGCGGAUGCAUGUCGCAAUUUGCAUGGGAGAAACGAGGCCCGGGUUGCUCAGGACUUUUCUCGACUCAUUGUCCCUUCAGCGGAGACACUUGCGCUCCGCUCCAAGAGCCUCAAGAAUUUCACCGAGAGUGUGAAUGAGGGCUGGGACAACUCAAUUUCGUUGACUGGGACUCGCCCGCAACCCGACUAUUCUGUAGGAUUCAGGCGAGAAGCAUUUAGCGACGACCAGCUGGCCAAGCUGGCACCAUUUAUAGGCGACUUCAUCAGCGGAGACCAAUCGUUCUUCAUGGGAACAUACUACAUGUACUUCCCCUUUCUCACAUGCGAGGUGAAAUGCGGUGCUGCUGCGCUAGAUGUGGCCGAUCGGCAGAACGCCCACAGCAUGACACUUGCAGUGCGCGGUGUUGUUGAGCUCUUUCGUGCCGUGAAACGUGAAAACGAGGUCCACCGACAGAUCUUGGCCUUCUCUAUUUCACAUGAUCAUCGAUUGGUGCGAAUUUACGGUCACUAUCCUGUUAUUGAUGGGAAGGACACUAAGUACUACCGUCAUCCAAUACACGAGUUUUCUUUUACUGCGCUGGACGUACCACAAGCAUCCCGAACGAAAACCGGGUGGGCCGUGCGGGCGGCCGACCUCACGACUCGCAACCUCGUUAUCAGCAGACAGUCUGAGUGGCUUGAGGAUCUUGGGGCGCCGAAAGCGGAGGUUAGCCAGAAAUGGUACACCUAUAUACCCGUUGACGAGUGCCCUAAACGGCUCUUUGACCUCCAAGGUAGCGCGAUUGACUCUGAAGAUCUGCCCACCAAGACCCUUCUCAUCUCCUUCCUGGAACCCACGCCAGGACGCUGGCGGUUGUUCGGCUCUAGCAGACUGGCGCGGCUCAUGACCAAGACUCCUCUACCCAGACAAUGUGAAACUUGCUGGGACUAUCACUCCAAAUACGGCUGCAAUCGCCAAGCUCACUGCAAGCGCUGCGGCAAGACGGGCCAUUCUCAUGAAACCUGUUCUGCCGCCGAACAAUGUGUCAAUUGUAUGGCGCCACACGCUGCUGACUUCCCAGUCUGCCCGGCCCGUCCAAAGAGAGUACACGGAGAGAUCUGUAGGCUCACCCAAGCCCAGCGAGCUGCAGUUCGGCAGGCAGGAGCGAAGCUCUUUCGCCAACACAAUCUGGAGACCGCCAUUACGAGGGAAGCGCCUUCCUCAAGCCCUCAGCCUGCAGUGUCAUCACCAUGUAUCAGGGUGGCUACCACUCCCGAUAGCGAGACAACUGAAGCGACCAUGGACACCAGUCCCUCCACGAACCCUCCGCAACGACAGAAAUCUAACCGACGCGACAACAGCCUGCGUAUCUUCCAGGCCAACGUAGGCAAGAGCGGCCCGUCACACGACUGUGCUCUCGCUCUUGCCAACGCAGAACAUUACGAUGUAAUCCUACUUCAAGAACCUUGGACCGGCGUGAAAGAUGGCAAGUGCCUUACAAAGACUCACCCAGCCUUUGACACCUUCUCACCAGUCGACAGCUGGGAGGACAACGGCACACGGCCGCGGACCAUGACCUACCUGCGGCGCUACCUGCUGUGGAUACAACUCAAUGGCAUCACAGUAGUCAACGUCUACCGUGACCCACUACGACCUGAAAUCUUGCAAACACUUUUCGACUGGCCCAUACCAGGAAGAUGCGUCAUCGCAGGCGAUUUCAACGCUCGACACCACUCUUGGCAGUCGGGACAUGCACAGAAUGACGGCGAGGCACUCGCCCAGUGGGCAUUGGACAAUGGUCUAGCCCUCCUCAAUGCUCCCAACGAACCAACUAAUCAACACGGCAACACCAUCGACCUAGCCUUCUCCAACGUUCCCCUGGCCGAGGCGGCCGUGGAGGAUCAUCUUGCCACAAGCUCUGAUCACUUCACACUCAGCCUCACCGUACCAAACUCCCGCAGCACAGCAUCCACCCCCGGUAGAAUCCGCGUCACAUACGAUGACGAGAUUGAACGCUUUACCGAGAUCAUUCAUACAAAAGCACCCUUUAUUAGAGCUUGCACGAACAGCACGCUUGGACUUGAUGCACUUGCGACGUCGCUAGUCGACCUCCUUCGAUCAGCAGCCGAACGCGCCGGUCAUGUAGCAAGAAAGAAGGGUCGAGCCGCUCCAUGGUGGAACGACGAUUGCGCCAUGGCCGCGGUAGAAUACAGAGCACUUCGUCGUAUAUACCCUCUUGGGUAUGGCCGCGAGAUCCAGCUUGUGAGGAGAGAGUUCCGUCGAGUUAUCCGCAGAUCAAAGAAACUCUUUUGGUGCAACAGAAUUGAUAGCGCCACUAGCAACGCUGAUAUUUACAAGAUUGCACGCUGGGUCAAGGCCCCAGGCUCAUUCCAGCCGCCACCGCUGCAGAUAGGCGCCGAGGUCUACGAGACACAAACAGACAAAGCCAAUGCUCUCCGCCGAGCUACUCUGGAGCGGCGAACAGCAGGAGACGACAUAGAUGACCCUUGGAUCACUGUAAAUCCUUCGAGAUUAAUUCCAUUCUCCGCGCAGGUCACCUUGGAAGAAGCACGUGUGGCCACAACGUGCUCCGGAAAGACAUCUCCCGGCUCUGACAACAUAACGGUGGACCUCCUGCGACUCGCUUGGCCAAGCAUUGGGAAGCUGGUACAACAGCUUUUCGAGGGCUGCCUCACUCUGGGCCACCACCCUCAAGCCUUCAAGACGGCCGACGUCGUCAUGAUCACCAAGCCAGGCAAGAGAGACCUGACGUCUCCGCGAGCCUGGAGGCCUAUCUCGCUCCUCUCCUGCUUAGGCAAAGGGCUUGAAAGACUGAUCGCCCGCAGAAUCGCAUGGGCGGCAGUUCACUUCGGCAUUCUACACCACCAACAGGCUGGUGCGUUGCCCAAGAGGUCUGCAACAGACCUCGUAGCCGCACUCGUACACGACGUCGAGGCUGCCUUUGCCAGCGGUCUCGUCGCUACGUUAGUCACGAUGGAUAUACAAGGUGCCUUUGACACAGUCAUGAGGAACAGGCUCAUCCUCCGCCUCCGGCAGCAAGGCUGGCCGCUGCAGCUUACGAAAUGGGUAGCCUCCUUCAUGAAAGAUAGGAUGGCUAGCAUCAGAUACCAAGACAUAAUCACCGAGAGCACCCCGCUCCAUUGUGGACUCGCACAGGGAUCCCCAAUCUCUCCAAUCCUCUUCCUUCUAUACACGGAGCCCAUUUACCGCCUGGGACACCACGUUGGACGCUUCGGGUACGCCGACGACACGGCGAGCCUGCACACUGGCUAUAGCCUUGAUGAGACCGCAGCAUCAGCCUCGGCAGACAUCCAGCAACUCAGCGAAUGGGGCAGAGACCACGCCAUCGUAUUCGACCCAGAAAAGACUGAAGUGAUGCACUUCUCACCUAGGAAGGAUUCGGACAAUCCACCGGUUCUACAUGAUGGCGUACCGAGGAUCCCCGGAGACUCGAUGCGUUGGCUAGGCAUAUGGCUCGACCGAAAGCUGGUCUUCCGGACGCAUGUCGAGAAAUGGGCCGCCAAGGCAAGGAAGGUGGCAGGCCACCUCCGUAGCCUCUGCAACACACAGCACGGCCCGUUCCCGGCCGCCGUAAGAAAGGCCGUGAGGGCAUGCGUCGAGCCGGUCCUGCUUUUCGGCGCGGAGGUCUGGUACCCAGGAACCCAGCGGCAUAGAGCCUGGCGCGGCAACAGACAAUGCAAACCUAGAAUCCAGCAUCUUGCCAAGAGAAUUGACGCUGCCAUCCGCUGCGGCAUCCGUGCCAUCCUGCCGGUUUGGAAAACCACCCCCAUCCCCGUGCUGCACCGUGAGAGCGGUAUUCCUCCUGCAGGACUGCUUCUUGAUGCCCAGCGACGCCGUUUUGCCGCACGACUCAAGUCGCUCGAUGGAGCCCAUCCGCUGGCACAGCGCACAACUGGGCUUCCUCCGCGGGCUGUCAUUGGCUGCUAA